UUUUCGGUAACGCAACCUGUAGCAAAGCAGUCGUUCGUUAAAUACAUCUGUGAGCGCUAACACUACCGAGCUAACAUCGCCUCGUCCAACACGGCAUGCACACAAUUGACAGCUAAAGUUGUACACGUUAAAGGCUCUUACCUCACUCAGUUGAACCACAGGCUGUUGUGAUGUCGGAGCCCAAGCCCCCAACCCCAACCCCUGGAGACAACUACAAGGGCUGGCUCUUCAAAUGGACUAACUACAUUAAAGGUUACCAGAGACGCUGGUUUGUCCUAAGCAAUGGACUUCUGUCUUACUACAGGAGCCAGGCAGAGAUGGGUCACACAUGUCGAGGCACCAUCAAUUUGGCAACUGCCAAUAUUGCUGUUGAGGACUCCUGUAAUUUUGUCAUUUCCAAUGGAGGGGCACAAACCUAUCACCUUAAGGCCAACUCAGAAAUAGAGCGCCAGCGAUGGAUCACUGCUCUGGAGCUUGCCAAGGCAAAGGCUGUCCACAUGCAGGCUGAAUCAGAUGACUCAGGCGAUGAAUGUCCAGCUGUGCCCCCCACCUCAGGACAGGGUGGCGGUUGCCGUAACUCAGAAGUCCAGUCCACACUACGCACACUCAACAGCAAGGUGGAGGACCUCACCACCUGUAAUGAUCUUAUUGUAAAGCAUGGCUCUGCCCUCCAAAGGUCUCUGACAGAACUGGAGGCGGUUCGUGUCGGAGGCGACAUGGGGGAAAAGAUAAGACAAGUUACAGAAAGAGCAACGCUGUUCAGAAUAACCUCCAACGCCAUGAUUAAUGCUUGUAGAGACUUUCUCUCCCUGGCACAGAGCCACAGUAAGCGCUGGCAGAAGGCCUUACAGGUUGAAAGAGACCAGAGGAUACGGCUGGAGGAGACUCUGGAGCAGCUUGCUAAACAGCACAACCACUUGGAAAGAGCUUUCCGAGGAGCUACAGUUCUCCCAUCUUCAUUCAGCAAUUCCACCUUAGGAAACAAAGGUGGGGCAGGAAAAGGUGACGCCAGUGAUGAGGAUGAUGAUAACGAAUUCUUUGAUGCUAUGGAAGACCCAGCAGAGUUUAUUACUGUCCCUGCUGAUCCCAAGUAUCACAGAAGAUCUGGCAGCAACGUCAGCGGGCUCAGCAGUGAGACUGGAAUGGACGAUCAGUCCGUUAAUUUUGAUGAGCAGUCUUUGGCAUCCAAUCCAGAGUCUCCACAGCCCCUGGAGCUAGAGCCAGUUAGACAAAGAAGGACACGAAUCCCCGACAAGCCCAACUAUUACCUCAACCUGUGGAGCAUUAUGAAGAAUUGCAUUGGAAAGGAGCUCUCAAAGAUACCAAUGCCUGUGAAUUUCAAUGAGCCCCUCUCAAUGCUGCAACGUCUAUCUGAAGACCUGGAGUACUUCGAACUGCUGGAUAAGGCUGCUAAAUGUCAGAGCUCUCUGGAGCAGAUGUGUUAUGUUGCUGCGUUUACAGUCUCCUCCUAUUCCACAAGUCACCGCACAGGAAAGCCCUUCAAUCCUCUACUGGGUGAAACAUUUGAGCUUGACAGGCUAAAAGAGUGCGGCUACCGCUCCCUCUGUGAACAGGUGAGUCACCAUCCACCUGCUGCUGCUCACCACGCCUUCUCAGAAAAGGGCUGGAGCCUCAGACAAGAAAUCACCUUGGCCAGCAAGUUCAGAGGAAAAUAUCUUUCCAUCAUGCCUUUGGGUUCUAUUCAGUGUCUAUUUGAAAAGAGCAACAAUCACUACUCCUGGAAGAAAGUGACAACAACAAUACACAACAUUAUUGUUGGUAAAUUAUGGAUUGACCAGUCAGGCGAGAUCGAUGUGGUGAACCACAAGACAGGAGAUCGCUGCCACCUGAAGUUUACUCCUUACAGUUACUUCUCUAGGGAUGUACCAAGAAAGGUCACUGGAGUUGUCACAGACAAGGAAGGAAAGGCCCACUAUGUGCUAUCAGGAACCUGGGAUGAGAAGAUGGAGUUUUCCAGAGUAAUGCAGAGCAGUAAAGGCGAGAACGGCACCGAAGGCAAACAGAGGACUGUCUAUCAGACACUCAAAGCGAAAGAAAUCUGGACAAAGAAUCCUUUACCAGAGGGAGCGGAGAACAUGUACUACUUCUCCUCACUGGCCUUGACGCUCAAUGAGCAUGAAGAGGGAGUGGCGCCGACAGACAGUCGCAGACGCCCUGACCAACGGUUAAUGGAGGACGGCCGUUGGGACGAGGCCAAUGCAGAAAAACAGAGACUGGAGGAGAAACAACGCAUUACACGGCGAGAGAGGGAGAGGGAGGCUGUCAAGGUAGCCAGUUCACCUGAGGAAGCUGUCACUGAGGAUUCAAUCAAUGAUUCACCCUUGAAAACUGAUGCAGUGGAGACUGCCACAGAAGCUAAUGAGGUUUCAGAAGAAACUGACACAGAGGACUCUCCCCCUCACACACCUGUUGCAUCCUCUUAUGGACCAUCUCCUCCCCCUUAUACAAGCAUCCAUCAGGACAACCACCAGGCACUGUGGUUUGAGAAGUUGGACGACCCAGUAUCCGGAGAGACCUUGCAUGUCUACAAGGGCGGUUACUGGGAGGCAAAGGACCAAGCUGAAUGGGACCUGUGCCCCGACAUCUUCUAAUCCCAGCUGGGUCCAUGUAUGGUGCACAAAUGAGAGGAUGAAAAGAGGUGAUUUACCUUUCUUCAGCUAAAGUGGGGAAUCAAGCCGAACUUUAACCUAUCAUCAGCUUCAACCAAUGUUCCCAGUAUGCUCUCUCAGGAUCAAGGGUAUCUGGACUUGACUCCUAAAGUACAAUGUAAAGCAUAUUGUGGCAUUGUUGUAACAUUGCAGCUGUUCAGAGUUCCCUCUUCACUGACUCAAACAUCUGUGUUUAUUUUUAUGUUCACUGUUCAUGUUAAGUUCAGUUCUUGGUCCAGUUUUUGUUUUACAAAUGGCAUCAAAAUAUUCUGGAUAUGCGAUCACGCAUUUUCUUUAAAAGCACUAUUGUCAAAGGAAUAAUUAAUUAAUAUCACUAUAUAUAAUAUAAAUGUUAGGCCCAUGCCUUACCUGUCAUUUGGUGUUGUUACCUUUGCAUUCCUGACUCUGAUUAUUCACAAAGAACAUAUUCCUGCUCCCUCAGCUCAGUGCUGCUGUAAAGUCACACCAAACAUAAAAGUUCAACUGGUAACUAUUCACUAUUUCAGUUUAAAACCUUAAAAUCAAAAGCAUUCAAGCUUCAAUUGCUCUGACAAAAAAGAGAUACAUAUUUUUUUUCCUAACAGGGAAACAGUUCUGACUUUAGAUGUCAUCUCUAUCUCUAGCCUACAAGUUUUCUACUCGAGUUCAGCUACCAAAAUCAAAAAUUGAGAACCCCGAAAAUUGUUGACGAGGAAACAUUUGAUGUUAGUUUGUCUGACUACUAAAAUAUUCAGCUGUUAUUUUUCAAAUCAGGAUGAUUGACAAAAAGCAUGCAAAAAGGGGCUACUUCAGCAAAAACAAAUGACCUUUCUUCACUAUAUAAGAAUGACAUUUCAUUUUUUCGGUUCUCAUAUUAGUGAGGACGAAUGACAUUUCUCUGUGUAGCCCACUUAAUUUAAAAUGAUACCAUAUUGAAUAGUCCAUGAAAUACUAGAACCAAACGUGUAUAAUUACUAAUGAAAGUAUGAAGAUACCAACUAUUGUGUUUAUAAUGUUGUGUUUAAGUACAGGGCUUCAUUGUGUCAUGUUCACACACCAUCUGAUAUGAAGGGGGCGUGCUCAUGCUAUAACUGGGUGUAAAGUUGCUCUUUAAACAGCAUAGCUGUUAGUCACUUAAAGAAAGAGCCUUCUAGGAUGAAAUCAUACAGUGAGUGAAAUGAACUCAAAUCUAUGUAUUGACAAUGAAAUAUGUUAAAAAGUCUAUUUUUCAUUGUCCAUCCCGAACACAGUCCAGACUUAUAUUUUCACAUCUGCAGUUUGUGCCGUUAAUAAUUUGGUAGGUUAUUCCAAUUCAGCUUUUAAAGUUGUAAAUGUUGAAGCUCAUUGUCAAACUGUUGCGCUUCAGAGCAGCAGAGCUAUGUCUUGUUUUCUCCUGGUUGACAGAUUGGAUAAAUGAAAAGAAAUUGAGUUGUUUUCUUCUUCAAACCUCUUGAUCCUAGCUUUAAUUCUGAUUAAGGUUUUUUUAUACAGCAAUAAGAGUGCCCUAGUGUGUACACAUGUGGCACAAAUGAAAUGUGAGGACAGUGUGAAGAAAAGACCUCCAGAGUCUCAAUGUUGACAUCGUAUUUGUCUUUGUAGCUGUUUGUAAAAUGAGAGUGGAAAGACUGCUUGAUGAAAAUGUAAAUUUCAUUUUAUAUUCAAGUGUACUUAAAAGAAGAACACUCAAAAUGAAGAUCAUAAUACAUAACGUUUUAAAUAUUUCUGUGUGAAUAAAUAUAUAUAUAUAUAUAAUCGUAAUGUGAUUGUGAUAUUAACAUGUUAUUUUGAUAGAAAAUCUAAUGGCAGCGAUGCACUUUUGAUUUUUUUCUCUUUACUGGAUGUUCAUUGUGUGAGCUGAGUGUACCAUAUUACAAAGAGCCGUCUUCUUAUCAGCUAGAGUAGCUUUAUUUUAAAUGAGUUUUUUUUGUUGCUUGAACCAUUCCUUACUGUGAUUUAAUGUUGCUUAGAGUGUGAGAGAGAAGAAAAUACAGUUUGAUGCACAUUACAUUUCACAAAGAGUUUACAGCUUUCUGUACUCUUUUAAACUCUUUGUUCCCACUAGAUCCUUUUUUACCAAUUCAUUCCCCAAUCCUCAUUUUCCUUGUUUUUCUUAACUUUCUACAUUGUUCAGUCCUUGUUAUGAUUCCUGCGCUGUGGAGAUUGUCAUGACACAUUUUGCUGCAUCUUACCACACUUCUUAGAAAGUGACUGAAGUUUUUUUUUUUUUUUUUUUUUUUGCAUACAUCCAUUAUUUAUCAUCCUGUGUGAAUUAACUGAUCCACUUUUUAUGUUGGAUAAUGAGGAGUUUUUCAUAUUGUGAGUUUGUUUUGAAGAUUCCGUUAAUCAGUGUGCACUAAUUGCAAACACAUGUUCAUUAGUUUAAAUAUGAAUGGGAACUGAGUCAUUGUUCUGAACAUACCUUUUCACUUACUCUGCCCUUCAAUGCAGUUUUUUUUAACAGGGUUUUGUUAGAGGAUAACAAUAUUAAAGUUUGAGUGGAGGUGAAGUGCUACGGUU
Messenger RNA from Labrus bergylta (ballan wrasse), 5165 nucleotides. It is a transcript of the gene osbp, whose product is annotated as oxysterol binding protein. Gene Ontology annotation, cellular component: intracellular membrane-bounded organelle; plasma membrane; cytosol. The record is from RefSeq and is a predicted model, not a curated record. Gene Ontology annotation, molecular function: sterol binding. NCBI's taxonomy places the organism in Eukaryota, Metazoa, Chordata, Actinopteri, Labriformes, Labridae.